AUGACCAGAUGCGUUUCCCUGGUGCUAAUGGUGGUGUUGCUAGACAGGGUCCCGGCAGCCCUGGCAAGCCCUGUCCCAGCCUUCCAACCUUCCUCUGAGGACCAUCCCCAGACUACCCCUUGUCCCAUCACCUCGAAGAGCCCAUCGGUUGUCACCCUGAGCUCCUCAGUUUCCUGGAGUCACCCCGGCCCCCGCAUGGUCCUCUCACUGGACGUCCCCCUUGGCCUCCUGCGGAUUGUACUGGAACAAGCCCGGAGCAGGGCAGCCAGGGAGCGAGCCGCCGCCAACGCCCAUGUUCUGGCCAGCGUGGGCCGCCGCUGA
Molecule: messenger RNA, 321 nt
Organism: Dipodomys ordii (Ord's kangaroo rat)
Lineage: Eukaryota; Metazoa; Chordata; Mammalia; Rodentia; Heteromyidae
Gene: Ucn2
Product: urocortin 2
Exons: 1
Coding region: 1-321 (106 amino acids)
Biological process (GO): digestion; cellular response to nutrient levels; hormone-mediated signaling pathway
Cellular component (GO): extracellular region
Molecular function (GO): hormone activity; corticotropin-releasing hormone receptor 2 binding
Source: RefSeq, a predicted model, not a curated record